Molecule: messenger RNA, 1580 nt
Organism: Aspergillus glaucus CBS 516.65
Lineage: Eukaryota; Fungi; Ascomycota; Eurotiomycetes; Eurotiales; Aspergillaceae
Product: flavin-containing monooxygenase
Exons: 7
Coding region: 15-1580 (521 amino acids)
Source: RefSeq, a predicted model, not a curated record
GCUUCUUGUUCACGAUGCUGAGUCAAGAGAUUAUCGUUAUCGGUGCCGGGCCGUCAGGCAUCGCCCUUGCGCACACCUUGAAGCACAAAUUGGGCUUCGACGAUUUUACAUUCUACGACAAGCUUGACGGGCCUGGCGGCACGUGGCGACAGAACACAUAUCCGGGAGUGGGAUGUGAUGUGCCGACAAUACUCUAUUCAUUUUCAUUCAACCAGAAUCCAAAUUGGUCGAAGGAGCUAUGCGAGGGACCCGAGAUCCUUGAAUACAUGGAAGCAACGGUGGACAAAUUUGAUCUCCGAAAGCACAUGGAGUUUGGGAUCGAAUGUAUUUCCGCGUCCUGGAAUGACGGGGGGUUUUGGGAGGUUCGUCUUCUUGAUUGUCAGACACACAUCGAAUACACCAGAACCGCAACCAUCUUUAUCUCCGCCGUAGGCGGUAUCUCAAAGCCACGAGACACUCGAUUCUCCGGUAUGGAGAAAUUCAGCGGCGAAAUCUUCCACACCGCGCGGUGGAACCAUCAAUUUGACUACCGCAGGAAACGCCUCGCAGUGAUUGGAAACGGAUGCUCUGCAGCCCAGGUGGUCCCUGCCAUUGCUCAAGAUGCCGCAAUGGUAAAGCAAUACGCAAGAAGUGCGCAGUGGUAUCACGAGAGGCCAAACCGUAGCUUCACAGCUUUCGAAAAAUGGUGCCUCCGUAACAUCCCCUUCUGGGAGCGCUACCUUCGUCUGCAGCUUUUCCUUGCCAGUGACAAACUCGUGGCCACUUAUCUACCUGGACCGGCGGCUGAGAAGUUGCGCGCGAAAGCUGAGAGCAGAGCACGCCAGUACAUCUAUCAGACUGCGCCCAAGGAGUACCACAAGUCUCUUGUUCCGAACUUUCCCUUAGGCUGCAAGCGACGGAUCUUCGACCCGAAUUAUCUGGAUAGUCUCCAUCGCAGUAAUGUGGAAUUGGCUCCCGUUGGAAUCGAUCAAAUCGACGAGACUGGUAUCACCGGUACAGAUGGCGUCCGGACUGAAUUCGAUGCGAUUGUUUUGGCAACGGGCUUUGAUGUCCAGCAGUUUAUCGUCCCAAUGGAGUUGUACGGCAAAAAUGGCAAGAGCCUGUCACAGCAGUGGUUGGAGUCUCGUGGGGCACAGGCCUAUAUGGGUGUCUACGUGCACAAUUUCCCAAACCUUGGCCUUUUAUUCGGUCCUAACACCUUCCCUGCACACAACUCCGUGCUCUUUGCUUCCGAGGUACAGGUGGAAUUUUUGGCUCGAACGUUGAUUGCGCCGAUUAUUGAUCGCCGGAUAUCCUCACUAGAAGUGAAGCGUACCGCAGAAUACCAAUGGGUAAACGCAUUGCAGACUGAACUCAAAGGCAGUGUGUUUGAAGCUGGAUGCUCAAACUGGUAUAUCAACAAGCAUGGGCGCAACUCAGCGUCGUGGCCAGGCUAUGCCUCGACUUACUGGAAGAAAGCAUUGAGACCCCAUAAACUGCUUCUCCGGGCUCUACGCCUCUGGGCCUAUGGGAAUGUAGAUAAAAUGGAUCUUACUACAUAUAUGCUAUCGAUCUCGUAUAUUUCACUGCUUGCGCCUUGA